AUGAAUGGUGGCCAAUUAAAGCGCUUUGCGGUCGAAAACAACAACAGCAACGAAGCAGCUAAGAAACUCUUUGCAGUCACGCUCUCUGCGUGCUUUUUUGCAUUUGCCAUCGCUCAAUCCGUUCCUGCCGAAAGCGCCGAACCAUCUGCAGAGUACUUACCUCCAGUCGCCGAAGCAUCUGCUCCUCUUGCUGAAGACGGCUACCGUUACAAAGCUGUGCGCCGUCUGAAAUACCGUCACCGUCGUGAGGCACCUUCAGAAGAAUAUCUACCUCCAGUAGCCGUUCCCGCCGGUGACUAUAUACCACCGGAAAGUGCAGAAACUCGCGUCGCUGAUGACGGUUAUCGCUACAAAACUGUGCGUCGUUUAAAAUACCGCUACCGUCGUGAGGCUCCUUCCGUUGAAUAUUUGCCUCCAGUUGCUGAGCCCACCGCUGAGUACUUACCACCAGUAGGUGCCGAAACCCGGGUUGCCGAUGAUGGUUACCGCUACAAGACCGUACGCCGUCUUCGAUUCCGUGCUCGUCAUCGUCGUGAUGUGUCUGAGUUGCCAUCCUCCGAAUAUUUGCCACCAGUUGAGGUCGAGUUGGCUCCAGAUUUGAAAACAGUAUUGGAUAAUGAUGGUUACCGUUAUAAGACUGUGCGCCGCCUGAAGUUCCGUCGUCAUCGUCGUGAAGCCGAAGCGGAGGAAGCUGCGAGCGUUGAUGUUCCUAACGGAGAAUACUUGCCACCAAGUAACGAUGUUGCUGAAGAACCGCAAGUUAAGAGCGCAGAGUUGGCCCAAGAUGGCUACCGUUAUAAAACCGUACGCCGCUUCAGAUAUCGUCACCGUCAAUAGAUUGAAACCGAAAGCUUAAUGCUAAAAUGAUUAAUGACAUACUGGAAAUGGAAGAAGGCUGAUAUGAACUCAAACAAAAUUUACUCUUUGAUUUUGAUUACGAAACUGAAUGAAAUAUAUGA
Rhagoletis pomonella (apple maggot) is the source of this 959-nucleotide messenger RNA. RefSeq lists its product as uncharacterized. The record is from RefSeq and is a predicted model, not a curated record. Bases 1 to 837 code for a protein of 278 amino acids. NCBI's taxonomy places the organism in Eukaryota, Metazoa, Arthropoda, Insecta, Diptera, Tephritidae. The transcript is spliced from 2 exons.